UCUAUAAUUCCAUAUUCUCCCACCUCACCACCGCGGACCUAGUCUCUGCCUCCCGGCUAAUUCGCAACAUAACACUUUGCCGAAUCAACCUCACCUUCCAAUAUAAACUAACUCUGGCAAACGAAUGCCGAAAUUUGAAUUCGAUCGCGUUUAUAAAGUGCAAAAAUCUAGAUCCCAAAUUUUUAAAGGAUUUAGCGAGAGCCAAUACACUUUCUCUUGAGAAGUUUUGCAUUUGGGGUGACUGCGUACCUGGAAAUAAUUCUGUCGACAAAACUACAAGCACAGAAAUAACCGAUGAUCUGUUGACACCGAUGUUAGAAUUUUGUGGAAAUCUCCGAGAACUCAGAGUUUGUGGUGCCGAGAUAACCGAUGACUUUUUGACCAGCCUAGCGUCCACCAUGAACGAUCAAGUAUCUUCCCCUUCGUCAUCAACUGGCGAUGAAACGUCGAGUUCCACUUACAUGGAAAAUUAUAUAGCGAGCAUUGAAGAUCCUACUUGCAACGAUUCUUCUUCAAGCUCAACGUAUUCAACAAGCAGCAGGAAUUCAACUGGUAACACCGAAACCACCAAACCCUCAACAAUGCCGUCGAUAUGUGGUGCGUGUACCGGUCAUAAUCAUAAUUUUCAGACAAAAUCCGAUAAUCAGGAUAAUACCCGCGGUUCAAUGUUUCUCGAUAUUUCGCAAGAUGCAUUAUCUAUGGAUGACGUCACAUCAUACACACACAUUACCUGCCCUCAUCUAACAACCCUAGAUCUCACUGAAUGUUUUAACCUGACCGCUUUUGGUGUAGCCGAAUUAUUCUCUCCGCAGCAGCUACCAAAGUUUCAAGUUCUCAUUCUUCAAUAUAAUCCUAGGAACGACAUUGAUCUAGAAUUUUUCGAAUUCUUGGCGGAUAAUUUCAAAUCUCACGUGUUCAUAGUGAACGUGAUAAAUUCUAACAAGCUCAACGGAAAGAACAAGGCAUUACAGACGUUUGCAAGAAUAAAUAAGAAUUUGGACAUCUUAGUCAAAAAGAAGAACAAU
Acaulospora colombiana is the source of this 1025-nucleotide messenger RNA. NCBI's taxonomy places the organism in Eukaryota, Fungi, Glomeromycota, Glomeromycetes, Diversisporales, Acaulosporaceae. The record is from the annotation of a GenBank genome assembly.